UGGAGCCAGUCGUUCCACUGUUUUCCAACAGCGAAUAAAGUUUUAUUAAAAUUCGUAAUCAUUGCGCUAGUUAACCGACUAAACAAUACUGGUGCACGCAAACAGUAGGAUCAUGAACACGGAAGUGGAAAAUAAGAACGGCAGUGCCAAUGGGGUGUCGAAUGAAUCACCGAACAGAUCGCUGGAAAAGCGACACAAUGGGAGGCUGUACAACGCAGUGAAGGAUAAUGCAAGUUACGGUAGUUACGAGAUGGUGCAGGAAAUCGCCACUUAUCUGCUGGGCCGCACGACCAUCCGUCCCCAGUGUGGAAUCAUUUGUGGUACUGGAUUGAGCUAUUUGGCCGACCAGCUGACUGAGGUGGACAGAUUUGACUACGAGACCAUUCCACACUUCCCAGUGUCGACAGUUGCCGGUCAUGUUGGGCGGCUUGUGUUCGGCUAUUUGGCCGGUGUUCCGGUGCUUUGCAUGCAAGGCCGUUUCCACUACUACGAGGGUUAUUCUUUAGCGAAGUGUUCGAUGCCGGUGCGUGUGAUGCGGCUCGUCGGCUGCACGCAUCUGAUUGCAACAAAUGCGGCCGGAGGGAUCAACUCAAGCUUUCGCAUUGGUGAUGUUAUGCUAAUCCGUGACCACAUUAAUCUGAUGGGUUUUGCCGGUAACUCUCCGCUGCUUGGGCCAAACGAUGAGCGGUUUGGGCCGCGUUUUCUCGGUAUGGCGAAGGCGUACGACCCACAGUUGCUGCAGGUGGCCCGGGAUCUAGUUCGGUUGGAUUUGCACGGAUUGCAGGGAAUUCUACGCGAAGGCGUGUAUUGCUGCGUCGGGGGACCAAACUUUGAAACCGUCGCUGAGGGACAACUGCUGAAGCUGUUCGGCGUAGAUGCGAUCGGUAUGUCAACGGUGCACGAAAUUAUAACAGCGCGCCACUGCGGCAUGACGUGCUUCGCCUUCAGCCUGAUUACCAACAUGUGCACGAUGAGCUACGACGAAGACGAGGAACACUGUCACGAGACCAUCGUCGGAGUUGGUCGGCAACUAGAAAGCCGCGUCGGAGAACUGGUUCAACGCGUAGUGUCCUUCAUUGGCACGGAAACAAACGAUCGGGAAAAGAGAGCGAAAUAAAGGCCUAGAAAAUAUGGUGGACGCUAUCAAUAGAUCCUUUUAACUACAUUCGUUUUGCUGUAUAUUUCUUUUGCUUAUUUCUUUAAUGUUUAAUAAGUUUUAUCAUAUUUUGAAUACUUAGUCCUUAAUCAACUUAAUCACCGGGCUCUUUUAAAGUGAAUUAUUCGUUUUAUCAUGUUCCAUACAUUUGUUUACGUUGACGUUUAAAGACUUUUGUUCUGCUUUCCUCUUAGCUACAUUAAUGGAGUGAUUCCAUUCUUCCGUCACGUUGCCUGCAGUGAUGCAGUUCCUUUGAUGUUUUUGAAUUCAUGUUUGUUUAAUUCUUUUCC
Anopheles bellator is the source of this 1446-nucleotide messenger RNA. Its product is annotated as purine nucleoside phosphorylase-like. NCBI's taxonomy places the organism in Eukaryota, Metazoa, Arthropoda, Insecta, Diptera, Culicidae. Bases 113 to 1117 code for a protein of 334 amino acids. Gene Ontology annotation, cellular component: cytoplasm. Gene Ontology annotation, molecular function: purine-nucleoside phosphorylase activity. The record is from RefSeq and is a predicted model, not a curated record. Gene Ontology annotation, biological process: nucleoside metabolic process. The transcript has 3 exons.